AAUAAAUAAUAUAACUGUUAUCUCUCGCUUAUGUCGCGGCUUAUCUGCUGGAAUAACAAUUCAUUGCUUCUAGCACCAUUAGAAUUGAUAAGUGGUGUCAAGUGUCAAGCAAAAGAGCGGAAGGAUGAAAAAUUUAAGAAAAAUAAUUUAUGCUUUAAUAACCACUGUGUGCAUUACUACGAAUAUUUCUGAAGUAAAAGCUGCCAAACAAAAAUAUGUAACUUGUGGUUCAGUAGUAAAAUUGUUAAAUACUGAUUAUCGAGUUCGAUUACAUUCACAUGACGUGAAAUACGGCACUGGCAGUGGGCAACAGUCAGUGACUGCAACUGAAGUACAGGAAGAUAUUAACAGUCAUUGGGUUCUUAAGGCAGAAUCUGGAAAAAUUUGCUCACGAGGUGAACCCAUUAAAUGUGGUUCUGUUAUACGACUGGAACAUUUAGAAACAAAAAAGAAUUUGCAUUCUCAUCACUUCUCAAGUCCUCUCAGUGGAUAUCAAGAAAUAAGUUGUUAUGGCGAGAAUGGAGAAGGAGAUACAGGAGACCACUGGGUUGUAGUGUGUUCAGGUGAUAGUUGGCAGAGAGAUGACAGUGUGAUGCUGAAACAUGUGGAUACUGAUAUGUACUUAUCAGCGUCAGGCAAAACAUUUGGGAGACCAAUUAAUGGACAAAUGGAGGUUGUUGGUGUACGUUCAUCAACAGGGUCUGUUCAUUGGCAAACUAUGGAAGGCAUUUUCCUACACGCUCCUGAUAUAGCGGCAAGACACAUGCAUAUGGCGCACACGGAGUUAUAAUAUGUUUAGUGUGUCUGUUUGUUUAAUUUAUUGUUUUCUUUUUGUAAUAAAUUUGAAUUGUGAUAUACAACAUUAAAAUAUGACCUAAGAUUCCAUAAAA
Zophobas morio is the source of this 890-nucleotide messenger RNA. RefSeq names its product stromal cell-derived factor 2. The record is from RefSeq and is a predicted model, not a curated record. Lineage: Eukaryota; Metazoa; Arthropoda; Insecta; Coleoptera; Tenebrionidae. The transcript is spliced from 4 exons. The coding region runs from base 125 to 790 and encodes 221 amino acids.